AUGUUAGCUUUCAGAAACGCCUUCAAAAAAAUAGGAUUAUUUGCUUAAUACGAACAAAGAGGCCUUAACUAAAUCCUCAAGAUGAGAAUGUCAAAUUCCGUAGAAGAAGCUAAGAGAUAAAAAGAAAAUUAAAUAGCAGAUCUUCUUAAGCAAGAAUUGAGUGCAACUUAUGUUAAAGUUGAAGAUACAUCUGUUGGUGGAAGUGCUUGUGGCUAAAUGUAUAAAAUGGUAGUAUAAUCACCUCUCUUUAAUGAAAAAUCUAGAGUUGAGUAGCACUAAAUGGUUAAUAAUGUUUUAAGUGAUAUUUUUAAAGACGUUCACGGCUAUAAUCUUAAAACAUUAGGAGUAGAAGCUAAAAAGUAAGAAGAAGCUAAAUAGUGA
Messenger RNA from Tetrahymena thermophila SB210, 381 nucleotides. Its product is annotated as BolA-like protein. The transcript is spliced from 2 exons. Lineage: Eukaryota; Ciliophora; Oligohymenophorea; Hymenostomatida; Tetrahymenidae. The record is from RefSeq and is a predicted model, not a curated record.